UUAUCGCCCCACUGCCGCACCUCACUUCAGACCCCCACCGCCCAUUAUCAGUUUCCAUUCCCUUUACUAUUUUACACGCCAAAUCCUCACAAGUCACAACUCAACGCAUAAUUUCCAUUGGUCAACGAUCCGUAAAUCAAAAGUCAAUACAAAUAUCAAAACCCUAACCCCCAAAGUUUCCGACGAUGCAUAAUCAAAACCAAAACCACCACCAGUCCACGGCGGAAUCCGACCUGCCACCCCUCGCCAAAAUCAAAGUUCGCUCCUCCUCCCCACGCUUCCCUCCCCCGACCACUCCUUCGUCGACAGAAACUCCCACCGCCAACGCCCAACGCAAGAUCGGCAUCGCCGUCGACCUCUCCGACGAGUCAGCUUUCGCUGUCAAAUGGGCUGUUCACCACUACCUCCGUCCCGGAGACGCCGUUAUUCUCGUCCACGUCCGUCCGACUUCCGUCCUCUACGGCGCUGAUUGGGGCUCUGUUGACCUCUCCAUUGUCGAUGCUGAGAACGAAGAGUCUCAGCAGAAGCUAGAAGACGAUUUCGACAUUUUCACCACCACUAAGGCCUCUGAUCUGGCGCAGCCCUUGGUGGAGGCCCAGAUUCCUUUCAAAAUUCAUAUAGUUAAAGAUCAUGACAUGAAGGAGAGGCUUUGCUUGGAAGUGGAGAGGCUUGGUUUGAGUGCUGUGAUUAUGGGGAGCCGAGGGUUUGGGGCUACGAGAAGGGGGAGUGAUGGGAGGCUUGGAAGUGUUAGUGAUUACUGCGUCAGGCAUUGUGUUUGCCCUGUGGUGGUCGUCAGAUAUGCUGAUGAUCAUGAGGGUGGCGGAAAUGCUGCCCCGGGUCCGGUUGUUUCGGUUGGCUCUGUCGCUGAAGAGGACGAGGAGGAGCAGGAGUAUCACGAUGCCUCUACUGAGGAUCGCAAAGAUUCAUAACUGAUUCUACAAUAAUGUACUUCCUUGGUUCCGGUAGCAUUUGAUAGAAGAACUUUCAGCCUACGAGAUACAAGUGAGCUGUUGAGAGUCGAUUGACUUUCUUGAUGUGUGAUUCAUGUCAUGUAAAUGAACGCUAGUUAUGGUUUUAGCUCCUCCUCAUUAGCUUAGCAUUUGUCAGGCAUGUCUGGACAUCUGUACGGACUUCUUGUGGCCAUUAACCUUACUUGUCAUGUGCUCAUCUGUUAUAUAUGAAUCAUUCCUGUGAAGCUUUUGAUGUAUGAAACAUGAUGACAAAUCUCCUCUUGCUUAUGGGAGUUGGCAUUUUCAGUUCUCAUAAUCACGGUACUGCUCAAGUUUUAUGUUUCUA
Messenger RNA from Coffea eugenioides, 1296 nucleotides. RefSeq names its product universal stress protein PHOS32-like. Lineage: Eukaryota; Viridiplantae; Streptophyta; Magnoliopsida; Gentianales; Rubiaceae. The transcript has 3 exons. The record is from RefSeq and is a predicted model, not a curated record. The coding region runs from base 186 to 929 and encodes 247 amino acids.